AUGUGUUUCUACUGGCAGCGUGACGGCAAGGAUACCGUCGUGGUUGGCGUCUACGUCGACGACCUGCUUACAACUGGCACCGGAGCAGCUGCGGUAGAUCGGUUUUUUGCCAGUCUCGCGAGCCUGUCAAUCAAGGACCUUGGCCGUGUGAGUAAGUUUUUCGGUAUGAGAGUGGCGCUCGAUGGCGAAGGCGGCUACGUACCGGAUCAGGAGGAGGCGAUCAGCGACUUGCUGCAAGAACAUGGCCUCACAAACGCAAACUCGACACUUGCACCGAUCGGUGCCGACUGCUAUGAAGUGCAGCCGAUCGACAGCGUGCAACUUGAGGCCACGAGCACAAAUGGAGCACCUACAAUUAGAGACUUCCAGUCGCUUGUCGGAUCUCUGCUUUGGGUCGCGCGUUGUACGAGGCCCGACAUUGCGUUCGCCGUUCACAAGACGACGCGACAGACGCACCAACCGCGGCUUCACGAUUGGAAGCUCGCGAAGCGUGUGGCUCGCUACCUUAAGGGGACGAAGACGAUGAAGAUUAACAUGAAGCCAAGAGAUGUCAGGUGCGCGUCAACCAAGCUCGAGUCAUUUAGCGACGCCGACUUUGCCACAGAUAAGAGCGACAGGAAGUCGUUGACCGGAGGCAUCGUCCUCCUCAACGGCAUGGCGAUCAGCUGGAGCGCCAAGAAACAAGGUGGAGUGUCCCUCUCGACAAUGGAAGCCUAG
Molecule: messenger RNA, 717 nt
Organism: Peronospora matthiolae
Lineage: Eukaryota; Oomycota; Peronosporomycetes; Peronosporales; Peronosporaceae
Source: the annotation of a GenBank genome assembly